Pseudo-nitzschia multistriata is the source of this 2765-nucleotide messenger RNA. NCBI's taxonomy places the organism in Eukaryota, Bacillariophyta, Bacillariophyceae, Bacillariales, Bacillariaceae. The record is from the annotation of a GenBank genome assembly.
CGAAAAUCCCCAAAAUGAGCGUUUUGAACAGCUGUGCUUCGGUACGGUUACUCCUAAGUACUAAGUAGUUAGUGAUCCAAUUUGAAUCUCAAAAUACUACUGUAUGUCAAAAUCAAAAUUCUUUGAAAAAUCGCGCGAGGAUGAAAAUCCCAAGUUCGUACCGUACGGUACGUACCAUACGGUACUGCACCAGGUUCUUUCUCUUUGCCAUCACUAUUACCGUAGUGAUCUUUGGAACUAAACUUUAUUCCUAGCACUGCGAUUGAACACAUUGUUGUUUGUUGCAAAAUUUGCGCUUCUGAAAAUGGUUCUACCCCUCUACACGUUGUACACUCCCCCUGGUUCAUUUUUCGCUUUCGCACCUCUUAUUGUAUCAGAAUAUGUAGGCGUUACGGUCGAGUUAGAAAAGACAGGAAGUAUCGAACAACUCAUUGCUUCGAAGUCUCCGACGGGUGCGUCUCCGAUUUUGGAAACACAAAACGGAGAAGUGAUCGUAUCUUCGCAAGCCAUAGCAAGAUUCAUUGCAAGUCUGCGGCAGGAUACAAACCUCCUGGGUUCCGAUUCCUUGCGACAGUCGUUGGCUAUUGAAUGCUGGACAAACUGGGCAGCGCAAGAAUUAGAAUUGCCUGUGUGUGUUUGCUGUUAUAUCACAAAGGGGUGCACACCCUUCAAUGAAAAUGUGGUAAAGAAAGGAAAGAAAGAUAUUAUACGUGCCCUUAGCGUUUUGGAGUCACAACUUGAGAAACAAAGCAGUAACAAGAACAAAAAGACCUCCCAAACUUGGCUUGUCACUAAGGAACAUAUAACACUAGCGGAUAUUACUGUGGCUUGCACCCUUGUUUAUCCGUUUACAUUGGUAUUUGACAAGGCUAGUUUGUCUUCCUUUCCAAUGGUUGUAUGCUGGUUUGAGAACUGUAUGAAAGAACCAGAAUUCGUUGCUGUACUAGGAAAGAUAGAAUGUGGCAGGCACGAAAACACAAACUUCUAGAUCUGAAGUCAACGAGAUACUUGGGGAAAUAGUAAAUAGCACCAAAUCGCGGUUUGUAGUUUGGGACUAAUAAUAGUUCAAACGUGUUUAAACGAGGAACAGACUCGUAACUUUUUUAGUGCUCUUGCUGUAACGAGACAUAAUUGUUGCGAAAAAAAUCUAACGUAGACUACAUUUACUUCGACACAGAGUGAUAUUCCGGACAAAAUUGUUUCUUUACAUUCAAUAAUUUUCCUAAAAGAAGAGAGAUAUAGGAUAACUUCCAAGAAAUAUUUGGACAGGAAAAAAUUGAAAGUUAUAAUGCGUUCUACUUGCAUUGGGGAGAGAAUUUUUUCAUUCAAAAUCACCACUUAUGUCUUCAGAAGUUGACUCGUACUCAAUCAAUGCGAUUCAAAAUGGUGCCGCCACCUUAUCUCUGAUUCUUCUUUUCUCGUUGUUGUCGUCUCUUCUUCGCACGAUCUUCCUCCCUUACUUGUUUUGUUCUGCGACGAUGCUUUGCCUUGUCAAACAUGUGAUAUUCAUCCGUUUGGCCGCUUUCUUCUCGUGCUUCUUUGAGUUCGUCUGGCACUUGGCCCGGUCUUCCAACAAAGGUUUUCCAUUCUUCACGAAGUUUGACUGCUCCCAAUGGAGCACCACGGGGUUUCUGGAUGUGCUUUGGCUCAGCAGCUGUUACUUCUGCCUUUUCUUCGUUCCUCAAGUCACUAUAGAAGAUGGCCAAGUCGGCACCGAAUUGAAGGCAUUCUUCAGUAACGGUUGGACCUCCACGACGAUUCUGAACUAUAACAUGAGCACCGGGGCAUCCUCGCGAGUGCAUCCAUAUAUCAUUGCCACGAGCAACUGUCAUACUCAAGUGCUCAUUUCCUCUACGAUUUCGUCCUACCAAUACAAUGCAUCCACCAGGAGAUAUUAAUUUCCGUACGUUUGAAGCGGGUGUACCGAGAGCUGGUUUCCGUUCUCUCCUAUUUUGACUGCUUCCUUUUGAUUUUGUUUUGCUGUUGUCGUCUUCUAUAGUUGGUGCUUGAAACUUCGUCGCACGCGCCGUUCGAACCAACCUUUCCUUAACAAUGGCCAGACGGCCCUCAUCAAUGCCUGUUUCUCCGUCUCCCCCGCAUGCUGAUUGUAAGUCCAAUUCAGCUUCGGUUAAAACUUCCCAUGCUGUAUCAGUUUCUUUCAGCAAGUCGGCAACUAUCCUAGAGCCCCGCUUGAGUUUUCGAACGAUAGAGAAUAGGGCAUCUGCCUCGUCCGAGGCGCUGCUGUACUUUCCAGUCGAAUCCAGAGUGAGUUCUACUUCUUUUCCGUCGUUCUCCCAGUCGUUUACAAUUGCUGACUUGACGCCGUCUUGAAACAAAUAUAGAUUCGAUACCAAAAGCUGCGCGCGUGCCUUUAUAGCCUCGACAUCUUCAGCUUUUUUAAGCUCGGAUUGAAGCGAAGUGCGUUUCUUUUUUAAAGUUUUGAGAGCACUGUCGACAGCAUUGGACCAUGCCUGAUGUUCCUGAAGCAACACUGUUGAUUCAUUACCAUCGGUAUCAAUUUCUUGGUUCCCCGCCGUUUGUUCGUCCAUUUCCUUAUCCCACCUUGAGGUUUCGGAAAUGCCCCAUCUAUCCGAGGUUGCAGAUGUUGACAUUAGGAGUUGUGUAUGACAUUGCGUGCCAAAGACUUGCUGUGUUUUCUGGUCUAACAACGACAUUUUUGAACAUCGUCGCAAUACGACGCAACUGCUGUUUUUCCACGCUAUGUUUGAUCUCUCAGACGACCUCAUUAAAAUACUCGCCCUACA